This is a messenger RNA of Perkinsus marinus ATCC 50983, 1851 nucleotides long. Its product is annotated as DNA mismatch repair protein MSH6-1, putative. The transcript has 16 exons. Gene Ontology annotation, biological process: mismatch repair. Gene Ontology annotation, molecular function: ATP-dependent DNA damage sensor activity; ATP binding; mismatched DNA binding. The record is from RefSeq and is a predicted model, not a curated record. Bases 1 to 1851 code for a protein of 616 amino acids. NCBI's taxonomy places the organism in Eukaryota, Perkinsozoa, Perkinsida, Perkinsidae. Gene Ontology annotation, cellular component: nucleus; MutSalpha complex.
AUGCUCUACGAAGCGGUAACCUCCUUCGCAACAUGGGAAAAGUUGGACACGUCAAAUGCGGGUAGCUCCGGCUUGGUCCUCGAUGCGAACGCCUUGGAGCAGUUGGAAGUGCUCCGAAAUACGGAUGGCAAACUAGAAGGCUCUUUACUCAACCAACUAGAUCAUACGGUGACUCCAUUCGGCAAGCGCCUGUUGCGGCAGUGGGUGUGUUGCCCGUUGAGAGCAAAGACUGAUAUCGACAGAAGACUUGAUGUGGUGGAUUGGCUCCUAGAAAAGACUGAACUAGUCGCGGACCUUCGUUCGAGGAUGAGAAAGUUACCGGACAUUGAAAGGAGGCAAAACAGAGUAUUUGCUCUAGGCCUGCAGCUCGAGAGGAAAGCUGUUCUCUAUGGCGAAGUGGAGUCCUCACGUAUUGCCCAGUUCAUGGAACUGUUGGCAGCUCUGAAGGAGGCGGAUAGAUGCCUCGCUAUGGUCCGCGAAGGUGAUGGAGCGCUGCCAGCACUGUUAGAUGAGCUGAUACCGAUGGAGGAGCUCGGCUAUGUGGAUGGCAUCUUGGAAGAACUGGGCAGCAGAGUGCAGGGAAGUGAAUCAGACGGAUACUCUGCAGCACCAGGAUGCUGCCCAGCCUACGACGAGGCCCGGUCUAAGAUAGCCAGCAUUAAGUCAGACCUCCAAGAGGAACUGAAGAUCGUCUGCCAUGAGCAUCUAAAAGGAUGCAAACUGCAAGAGGCGAAAUUCGUCAGCGUGAAAUACAGGUAUGAAAUUGAAGUCCCUGAGCGGUGUGCCCCUCGAGAUCUAGAAGCGCAUGGACUGGAAGUGUCCAGCACGAGAAAGGGCUUCGUCAGGCUCUUGACGCAGGAGAUACGUAACAUGACGGAGGAGUUGGAUGCGACAGAGGAGCGGAUGAAGGACUGCCUCUACCCCUUCAUGGCACAACUCUUUAAGGACUUCCACAAGCAUACCAUUCGACUACAGGAUAUGGUUCAAAGGCUGGCUACUCUCGAUUGUCUUCUUUCCUUAUCUGAGGCGUCCCGGCCCGGCGCUGGGUCGAUGUGCCGGCCGCAGAUCCUGGAUCCGACAGAGUUCACUGCUCCAGUCUUUGAUUUGGUCGAGGGACGGCAUCCGGUGAUUAUAGUGACGAUAAUGGAAUUUGUACCCAACUCUGUGGAGAUGGGUAUCAAUGGCAGUCCGACGACGCUGCUGGUCACAGGCCCCAACAUGGGCGGCAAAAGUACGGUACUCCGUCUAGGUGCUACUGCUGUUAUUAUAGCCCAGCUUGGGUGCAGAGUACCAGCAUCAUCGUUUAAAUUAACACCAGUGGAUCGAAUUUUCACCAGAAUUGGCGCCAGAGACUCCAUCCUAGAGAACAAGAGUACUUUCCUCAUCGAACUCGAAGAGACCGGAGCCGUGUUGCAGCAUGCCACCAAGCAUUCCUUAGCAGUCAUUGAUGAGCUCGGCCGCGGGACUUCAACCUUCGACGGUGCUGCUAUCGCUCACGCUGUGCUCGAGAGGAUAUCGGAGAGUAUCGGCUGCCGUACUCUUUUCGCCACUCACUAUCAUCAAUUAGCCGAGGAUGAAAGUCUACAUAACACGGCACUGUACCAUCAAGCAUGUCUCGUUAACCCAGCUACUCGCGAGGUGACCUUCCUCUACAAAUUCACUAAGGGACGAUGCCCUCAGAGCCACGCUAUGCAUGUUGCUAAGAUUGCUGGCCUACCGGAGGUAAUCGUGGAGGCAGCGAGGGAGAUGUCGACAGUUUUCCACUCUGCUGUGGAGUACCCGGAUGUCCCAUAUGAUGACGAAGCUUUGGGAGAAUUCUACGACUCUGUUAAGCACGUUGCAGCUCAUUGA